CCCUACUUCUCUCUCUCUCUCUCUCUCUCUGUCUCUCUAGCGGACGCUGAAGCUCGAGCGAUUCCUCCGACGCGAGCGUCUAGAAAUGGAGUUCGCCGAAGAGAGCGUGGGCGGCGGAGCAGAGGAGGAGGAGGCGCCUCAGGUGAUCAGCGAGGUCGAGAAGAGCAGAAUCGGCAUCAUGCGAGCCGUCGUGGAGCGGGAAGAUCCUUCUGCCAAGUUGCAGGAUGUCGAUGAUUUUAUGAUCCGGAGGUUUCUGCGAGCUCGCAAUCUAGAUGUAGAGAAGGCUUCUAAGCUAUUUCUGAAGUACCUGAGCUGGAGACGGUCUUUCAUUCCAAAUGGGGCUAUAUCGGCUUCAGAAAUUCCCAAUGACCUUGCUCAGCAGAAGUUGUUUAUGCAAGGUCUUGAUAAAAUGGGACGGCCUAUAGUAGUUGGAUACGGGGCUAGGCAUAACCCUUCCAAAGGAAGUCUUGAGGAGUUCAAGCGUUUCGUGGUCUACAGUCUUGACAAAAUAUGUUCCAGAAUGCCUGGAGGGCAGGAGAAGUUUGUGUGCAUAGCAGAUCUUGAAGGAUGGGGAUACAAAAGUAGCGAUGUGCGUGGGUACUUAGCAGCACUGUCAAUCUUGCAGGACUGCUAUCCAGAGAGGCUGGGCAAGCUCUUUCUUAUUCAUGUGCCUUACAUAUUUAUGACUGCAUGGAAGAUGGUUUACCCAUUCAUCGACCCUAAGACGAAAAAGAAGAUUGUUUUCGUCGAGAACAAAAAACUGAGAACUACUCUGCUUGAGGACAUCGAUGAAAGCCAGCUCCCAGAUGCCUAUGGAGGCAGGUUGCCACUUGUUCCCAUUGAAGACUGCUAAAUUCUACUCAUGCAAGAAUUUUCUCCUCCUUUCUUUCCUGGCCGUGGGCCUGUACUAUAGAAUAUAAAGAAGAUAUAAUAUGGCAAAAAUGUGGAACAACGGCCAAAAUUCAUGGCUGAACUGUCCUGAUGAUAGGUAUAUCUCACCGUA
Molecule: messenger RNA, 1003 nt
Organism: Rhodamnia argentea
Lineage: Eukaryota; Viridiplantae; Streptophyta; Magnoliopsida; Myrtales; Myrtaceae
Product: phosphatidylinositol transfer protein 3-like
Exons: 6
Coding region: 86-853 (255 amino acids)
Source: RefSeq, a predicted model, not a curated record